AUGCCUCCCAAGCAAGCUACGUUGGGCAAGUUCUUCAAGGCUCCAAAUGGAGAUUUCACGAAGCCCACACCCAAGCAAUCGAAGCUAUCAUUCUCAUCCAAAUCCAAUGGCACUCCGAGCUCAAGCGCAAGCGUGGCAAAUGAAGACGUCGACAUGAAGGAUGAAGAUUCCGAUACUAAGGUCAAGCCAAAGAUCAAGAAUGAGGAGGCUGUCGAUUCCAAGGAGAAUGUAAAGCCUGGAACAGAAACGAAGAAGCGCUCCCGGUCACCACCUCCAAAGAAGGAGGUGAAGGAAGAGAGUAAGAAAGCGAAGGAAGAGGCUGUUAAAGAGGAGGAAGACGACGAAGAUGAUGAGCCAGUUCUCAAGCGACCUCGACGAUCGAUUAAGACAGAAGAAGAUGAUGACCAGCUCCUUGUCUCCAGCUCCAAAUCUGAACCCAAGCCAAAGCCCGAGCCCUCUAAGAAAUUCAAAAGCAUGCCACCUCCACCUAAUAAAAUCAAGAAGGAAAUGAAGGAAGAAGAUGGUGAUGAUGUUGAAGAACCAAGUUCAUCGAAAGAACCAUUAAAGCGCAGAGGAUCCAGUGCAUCGGCAUCGGCAUCAGACAUCGAAGAGGGCCUGGAAGAAGAUGAUGAAGAGGAUGAGAAGCCAGAGAUUGCUGCAAAGGCUCGUGAGAAAGUUCAAACCACGUUAAAAUCGAAGGCCAAGGAUCCAUACCCCGAUUGGAAACCAGGAGAGCCAGUUCCAUAUGCAGCUCUCUGUACUACGUUCUCUUUGGUCGAAAUGACCUCAAAGAGACUUGUCAUCCAGGCACACUGCUCAUUAUUCCUUCGACAAGUUUUACGACUUACCCCUGACGACCUUCUGCCAACCGUUCUCCUCAUGAUAAACAAGCUCGCGGCGGAUUAUGCUGGCAUUGAGCUAGGAAUUGGCGAAUCCCUGAUCAAGAAGGCCAUUGGCGAAUCAACAGGUCGUAGCUUGGCAGUGGUCACGCAAGACCAGAAGGAAAUUGGAGACUUGGGCUUAGUUGCCGUUAAGAGCAGAGCAAACCAACCUACUAUGUUCAAGCCGAAACCCCUUACUAUCAGGGGAGUUCACAAGGCGCUCAUAGACAUCGCCACAACGUCGGGUAAUGGUGCUCAAGGACAGAAGGUUGACAGAAUCAAGAAGUUGCUCUCGGCUGCUGAUGGACAUACGACUGGAAAGAUUGAUAUUACCAAGGACAAAGGAGGCGCCAGUGAGGCGAAGUUCAUCGUCCGAUUUCUUGAAGGUAAACUUCGCUUGGGUCUCGCUGAGAGGACAGCCAUUAUUUCACUUGCUCAAGCUAUGGUUUGUCAUGAGGUAGAAGCGAAAGGUUCUGGGAAAAUCCCAAGUACAGAACAAUUGGCUAAGGGCGAGUCAAUACUGAAGGCAGUGUAUAGCGAGCUUCCCAGCUACGAUGUUAUUAUACCAGCAAUGCUUGAGCAUGGCCUCUUCAACUUGCAAGACAAUUGCAAACUUCAACCAGGCGUUCCUCUCAAACCGAUGUUGGCAAAACCCACCAAAUCUAUCACCGAGGUUCUCGAUCGUUUCGAAAACCAGACAUUCACCUGCGAGUAUAAAUAUGACGGCGAGAGAGCCCAGAUCCAUUACGUUGCCAAGGAUUCUCCAUUGCAAUAUAAAGGUCCCCAAUCAGCCACUGACAAAACUUCAUCAGGCGGACUUGCGGCGAUCUUCUCCCGCAAUUCGGAAGAUUUGUCCAAGAAGUAUCCCGAUAUCCUAGCCAAGCUUAAUACGUGGGUGAAAGAUGAUACCAAGUCCUUCGUCUUGGAUUGUGAAACCGUAGCCUGGGAUUUGAAUGAAAAGAAAGUUCUUCCUUUCCAGCAACUCAUGACCCGCAAGAAGAAAGAUGUCAAAGUUGAGGAUGUGAAGGUCAAAGUUUGCGUCUUUGCUUUUGACCUCCUGUUCCUGAAUGGUGAAGCACUCGUUGGGAAAUCUCUUCGCGAACGACGAGCACUUCUUCAUGAGGCGUUCAGUCCAGUUGAGGGAGAGUUCUCAUUCGCUACACACAUGGAUGGGCAAGAAAUCGACGAGAUCCAGACCUUCCUUGAUGAUAGUAUGAAAGCUUCAUGUGAAGGUCUCAUGGUCAAGAUGCUUGAUGGCAGUGAAAGUGCUUACGAACCCAGCAAGCGGAGUAGGAACUGGCUAAAGAUCAAGAAAGACUAUCUUGCAGGCGUAGGCGAUUCUCUCGACCUCGUUGUCCUAGGUGCUUACUACGGCCGUGGCAAACGCACCUCCGUCUUCGGUGCCUUCCUCCUCGCCUGUCACAACCCCUCGAAUGACACCUACGAAACAAUCUGCAACAUCGGCACAGGUUUCUCAGAAGCCGUCCUCGAGACCCUGCACGCCGAACUCUCACCCCUCAUCAUUGACCGCGCGAAACCCUUCUACGACCACAGCAGCGGAAACCAGCAUCAACCCGAUGUCUGGUUCGAGCCGAGGUAUGUGUGGGAGGUGAGGACGGCGGAUUUGACACUGUCUCCUAGGUAUAAGGCCGGGUGUAAGGAGGGGCUUGAAGAUGGGAAGGAGAAGGGGAUUAGUUUGAGGUUUCCGAGGUUUAUUAAGGUAAGGGAAGAUAAGAAGGUGGAGGAGGCGACGAGUAGUAGGCAGGUGGUUGAGAUGUAUAGGAAGCAGGAGAGCGUGGCGAAGAACAAGGGACCGGCUGUCGAUGAUGACUUUGAGUAUUAA
This is a messenger RNA of Lachnellula hyalina, 2724 nucleotides long. It is a transcript of the gene cdc17, whose product is annotated as DNA ligase. Lineage: Eukaryota; Fungi; Ascomycota; Leotiomycetes; Helotiales; Lachnaceae. The record is from RefSeq and is a predicted model, not a curated record. Gene Ontology annotation, biological process: lagging strand elongation; DNA repair; Okazaki fragment processing involved in mitotic DNA replication. Bases 1 to 2724 code for a protein of 907 amino acids. Gene Ontology annotation, molecular function: DNA binding; DNA ligase (ATP) activity; ATP binding. The transcript is spliced from 5 exons. Gene Ontology annotation, cellular component: nucleus; mitochondrion.